AUGACGCGGACGCUUCAGCGCGGCGCACACGUCCACACGACCGGCACCAGACACAGUUCCUUUCUGGUCCUUCGUGCAACGUGUCGGCGGAGGCGUCUUCUGUCGGGCCCGCGAGUUUACUGCCCCCUUCUGCCGGGGACGGAGGAAACGAAAACGCGAUCCGUUAGACGUGGCGAACCGGUUUCUUCUCGUCGGACGAUCCGCGCAGCGAUUCGCGCGCCCCUGUACUCACUCAUUGACACUUACACACUCCCUCUCUCUCUCUCUCUCUCUCUCUCUCUCUCAUACAUUCAUUCUCACAAUAUUUUUUUCACGCUACAGGUGUAUUUUACUCUCUCUUUUUCGUUUUCACGUGCUCACUCAUUCUCUUUCGCUUACUCUCACACAUUCAUCAUAACAAGCACCCCUUCUCAAACACGCUUUUACACUCUCCUCUGCAUUCACACCCAUGCUAUCUAUCUAUCUAUCUAUCUAUCUAUCUAUUUCAGUCUCUUCAUUAUCUAUCAAUCUAUUCAUGUCUCUUCAGUAUCUAUUUAUCUAUCUAUCUAUCUUCGCUUGUAUCUUCAUUAUCUAUCUAUCUAUCUAUCUAUCUAUCUCAGUCUCUUCAUUAUCUAUCUAUCUCUAUAA
Messenger RNA from Acanthosepion pharaonis, 627 nucleotides. The record is from the annotation of a GenBank genome assembly. Lineage: Eukaryota; Metazoa; Mollusca; Cephalopoda; Sepiida; Sepiidae.